AUGGAGUCGAUGCUAAUAUCGAAUACCAGUGACAACAUCGUCACAGACGCCCAACAAGAAGAGUGGAGGAUUUCUACAGAACAGAAUUCAUCUAAGUCCUCGGCGUACAAACACAAGCCCUUACCGACAACGUUGAAGCGACAUGUGAUAUUCUUGCCCCCAGCAAUUAACCUUCUUCUUCCUUCAUUGGACAAUGAUCCCAAAGAAGAAGACGUUGACCCUCUUGUAAAGAUGCUUCCACGUUCACUACAACCUAACAACUACGUUUUAUUCGCUCAACUGACGUUGUUUAGAAAUCAUUGUCAAGAGAACAAGCUGGAAAUUGAAACAAUCGCAGAAGCAUCACGACUAGCUAAUGGUAUGAAAUUUGAAAGCAAGUUUCCUUUAACAAACAGGAAAUCAGGAUUGCCUGAUUUUAACUGCACCUAUUAUAAUCAUCGGCGUCGA
Messenger RNA from Paramuricea clavata, 447 nucleotides. The record is from the annotation of a GenBank genome assembly. NCBI's taxonomy places the organism in Eukaryota, Metazoa, Cnidaria, Anthozoa, Malacalcyonacea, Plexauridae.